Messenger RNA from Python bivittatus (Burmese python), 2358 nucleotides. It is a transcript of the gene RXFP1, whose product is annotated as relaxin family peptide receptor 1. Gene Ontology annotation, cellular component: plasma membrane. Gene Ontology annotation, biological process: activation of adenylate cyclase activity; adenylate cyclase-activating G protein-coupled receptor signaling pathway; hormone-mediated signaling pathway. Gene Ontology annotation, molecular function: G protein-coupled peptide receptor activity; protein binding. The record is from RefSeq and is a predicted model, not a curated record. NCBI's taxonomy places the organism in Eukaryota, Metazoa, Chordata, Lepidosauria, Squamata, Pythonidae.
AUGCAGAUUGGAACAGAAGAAUAUGGAAGCCUGUUCCUUAACCAGAAACAGAAGAUAAUGGGCUUGAUAGAAUGGCAAGAUGUAGAUGUAUCUAAGAUUGCAGUUGGAGGAUCACUGCAAGUAAUAUAUGUCAUUAAUGCUGGUUCAAGUAAUCAUGACUUUGGAUUUGGUGUCACAUGCUCUCUUGGCUAUUUCCCUUGUGGAAAUAUCACAAAGUGUUUGCCUCAGUUUCUUCAUUGCAAUGGGAUUGAUGACUGUGGAAAUAACGCAGAUGAAGACAACUGUGAUGAUAACACUGGAUGGUCUCAGCAGCUGGAUGCAUUUUAUAAUAAACAGAUAUCCCAAUAUAUAUUUCAGGAGGAAAUCAAAGAGUGCUUGCUAGAUUUUGUGCCAACAGAAUGUACGUGCCAUGGCCUAGAAGUUGAAUGCAAUGAUGCCCACCUGAAUGCUGUUCCUUUGCUUUCUCCAAAUGUAACGAUGAUAUCUCUACAAUGGAAUCUGCUGAGAAAACUUGUUGCCAAUGGUUUCAAAAAAUAUCAGGAUCUUAAAUACCUGUACCUUCAAAAUAAUAAUAUAAGCAUUGUGUCAGGACAUGCUUUCAAAGGACUCUACAAUCUGACUAAAUUAUAUCUGAGUAAUAACAAGAUAACCUUUUUAAAACACCGUGUAUUUGAAGACCUACAUAAACUCGAAUGGCUCAUAAUGGAAAACAAUACAAUGAAAUGCAUCUCUCCGCUAACCUUUUAUGGACUCAGCUCGCUAAUUCUCUUAGUUUUUAUGAAUAAUUCUCUUGUCCAGUUGCCUGAUAAACAUCUUUGUCAGCAUAUGCCAAAAUUGAACUGGCUGGACUUUGAGGGAAACCACAUCCGUAAUUUAGGAAAUGCUACUUUCAUCUCCUGUAGUAGUUUAACAGUUCUUGUUUUGAGAAGAAACAAAAUCAACUCUCUCCAUGAAAAUAGCUUCUCUGCUCUUCAGAGAUUAGCUGAAUUAGAUCUAGCUAACAACAGGAUUGAAUCACUUCCUCCAAUCAUAUUUAAGGAUCUGAAAGACCUUUCACAUCUGAAUCUUUCAUACAAUCCAGUUCAGAAAAUACAAUUAGAUCAAUUUGAUUAUCUCAGGAAACUCAGCUCAUUGAGCCUAGAAGGUAUCGAAAUUAUGAAUAUCCAAAGAAGAAUGUUCAGCCCACUAAGAACUCUUUCCCAUAUAUACUUUAAAAAAUUUCAGUAUUGUGGUUUUGCUCCUCAUGUGCGUAGCUGCAAGCCAAAUACUGAUGGCAUCUCAUCCUUCGAUAACCUGUUAGCCAGCAUUAUACAGAGAGUAUUCAUCUGGGUUAUGUCUAUUAUUACCUGCUUUGGAAACAUCUUUGUCAUUUGCAUGCGGCCUUAUAUUCGGUCAGAGAACAAGCUCCAUGCCCUAUCAAUAAUGUCUCUCUGCUGUGCAGAUUGCCUCAUGGGAAUAUACUUAUUUGUGAUUGGUGCCUUUGAUCUCAAAUAUCGUGGGGAAUACAACAAGCAUGCUCAGUUAUGGAUGGGCAGUAUCCAUUGCCAGUUGGUGGGGUCUAUAGCCAUUUUAUCCACAGAAGUGUCUGUCUUCUUAUUAACCUAUCUGACUUUGGAGAAAUAUAUCUGCAUAGUUUACCCUUUCAGAUUCUUCAAGCCUGGAAAAUACAAGACAAUUUCCAUUUUGGUUGUUAUAUGGAUUAUAGGAUUUAUUGUUGCUUUUAUUCCACUGAGCAAUAAGAAUUUUUUCCAGAACUACUAUGGCACCAAUGGUGUCUGUUUCCCUCUUCACUCUGAACAAUCUGAAAGCAUUGGAGCUCAGAUUUAUUCUGUCAUCAUUUUUUUGGGUAUUAACUUGGUAGCGUUUAUCAUCAUUGUGUUUUCCUACGGAAGUAUGUUUUAUAGCAUUCAUCAAACAGCUGUUACUUCAGUGGAAGUCCAGAAUCAUGUAAAGCAGGAGAUGAUCCUUGCCAAACGGUUCUUCUUCAUUGUAUUUACUGAUGCACUAUGCUGGAUACCCAUAUUUACACUAAAAUUGCUUUCCUUACUUCAAGUAGAAAUUCCAGGUUCUAUAACUUCUUGGGUUGUAAUUUUUAUUUUACCUAUAAAUAGUGCCUUGAAUCCUCUUCUCUAUACAUUAACUACCAGACCUUUCAAAGAAAUGAUUUGUCAAGCUUGGCAGAAUUACAAGCAAAAAAAUUCUUCAGAAAGUAAAAGCAAUCAGAAAAUAUACAGCCCAUCAUUUAUAUGGAUAGAAAUGUGGCCUAAGGAGGAUAUGUCAUCAGAGCUGACAAAGCCUGCCCUUUAUACAGAUACCUGUGGAGCACUGACAACUACAGACUCAGCAAGAAUAAAUUAA